AUGUCUGAUAUCAGUGUUAAUAAGCGAUACAAGAAUGCUGUUGACUUGCUCAAUGCGUUGGAAGCCUCAGAUGACAGAAAGGACACUGAAGGUUUCCAACAACGAUUGAAUGAACUAAUCAAGGAAUUCGUGUUGAUAAAAAGAAUAGUUGAUCUGUUGGCAUUGUUCUCCAACAACGAGACCAUAGACGAAGUGGCACAUAACUACAUUCCAUUCCUCAAUGUUGAUUACUAUUUAGCGAAUUUGUAUGGGUGGAUCCAACCACCGCAACCUCAAAGUCUACAGCAGUGUAAAGCCCAUUAUGUGGAGUACAUUCAAUUGGUGGAAAGAUAUGGGCUACUUUCGUCCUCGCAGAAACAGCUAAUUGAUCCCAUAGUGGAGAAGAAACCACUUUCAACCAUGGACUUUGAUGAUUGGGAUGCAGCUAACAGAACAGCAUGGAGUCCCAUGGAAAAGAGACAAUUGAAAAUAGAUACCCAUAAGCAAAUCAAAGCAUUGAAGGAGAAGUUAUCGAUACUAUCAACAUCAACAUCAACAUCAGGCAUUGAUGAUGAGGCGGACAACCUCAUUGAUACGUUUGAUGAAGAUACUGUGAGAAAAGUGUAUUUGGAUCAAGUAAAGUUACACAUCUUACUAAGCUUCAAUCAACUAGAAUCUGUGUUGAUGGAGCUUGAACUUGCUAAAAAGGCUCCUCCCUUAAACCCCAACAAACACUACGAGGAUCAUCAGAAAGCUGCUCAAAGGAACGACAAGAGUGUUCCAACCAAAGAUGGCUCCUCAGGCUAUACCACCAAGGUAGAGUCCUUACCUUGGAAACAAGUUUCGGCAAGCCAAUUGGUGUCAAAGCAAGGGAAAAUCUUACAGCCAUUCACGAUUGUCUCGAAUAGAAACCAAUUGAGAGAGAAGGUCUUUGGUACAGGUCAAACGUUGCCUUCAAUGACUGUAGAGGAAUAUCUAGACUAUGAAUUGGCCAAUGGGAAGCUCAUGAAGGACGAGGUAAAGGAUAAGCCAAAGAACGAAGACGAUGAUGCCGAAGAUGAAGAAGAAGAAUUGAGAAAUAGAUUAUGGGAUGAUUGGAAAGAUGAUAAUCCAAAGGGUAGUGGGAACAUGAAGGCCAACAUAGGGUGA
Molecule: messenger RNA, 1128 nt
Organism: Lizanozyma spartinae
Lineage: Eukaryota; Fungi; Ascomycota; Pichiomycetes; Serinales; Debaryomycetaceae
Exons: 1
Coding region: 1-1128 (375 amino acids)
Biological process (GO): regulation of dephosphorylation; regulation of signal transduction
Cellular component (GO): cytosol
Molecular function (GO): protein phosphatase 2A binding
Source: RefSeq, a predicted model, not a curated record